Messenger RNA from Chilo suppressalis (striped riceborer), 2097 nucleotides. Lineage: Eukaryota; Metazoa; Arthropoda; Insecta; Lepidoptera; Crambidae. The record is from the annotation of a GenBank genome assembly.
AUGUUAUUGUAUGAAAAAAAGAGAUCAAGUGGACUUUAAGGAAUCACUAUGUCUUUAGAACGAGAAAGUGUGGGACCAAUGUCCCAAUUGGGACAAAUGCCUCAAAUGCCUCCAUUGCCCAUGAACAUGGGCUCUUCGAACGACCCACGCUCGCAGCUACUUCAAGAGAUGAGGGAGCAGAACUUUGAUCUGAUUCGGUUUGCAUCGUACCGAACAGCAUGCAAACUACGUUAUGUGCAAAAGAAAUGCAAUUUGCAUGUCAUAGACAUAUGGAAUGUUAUCGAGGCGUUUCGCGAAAACGCUCUGAACACUCUCGAGCCGAACGCGUGCGUAAACGUUACCCGGCUGGAGACGCUUGUGUCCUCACUGUACCACAAUUUAAACAAGAGGUUACCACCCGCUCAUCAAGUGUCUGUUGAGUCCUGCUCAGCGUUACUACUCAACUGGUUGUUAUCUGCAUAUAGCACAGGAGAAAAUGUAGGAAAGAUCAGAGUGUUUUCUAUAAAGGUGGCGCUUGCAACGAUGUGUGCUGGUAAAUUAAUGGACAAGUUAAGAUAUAUAUUCUCCCAGCUGUCUGAUGGCAACGGUCACCUACUGAUGAAGCGUCUAUCUGACUACUUACGCGAGGUGCUGGCUUUACCCGCAGCAGUCUACGAGUCUCCUUCCUUCAGCUACAGCGAUGCCCUAGCACUGUCUAUAUUCAAUCAGAACACCAAGAUCACAGUGAACGACUUCCUGGAUACAUUAAUGUCGGAUCCCGGGCCGCCCUGCCUAGUCUGGCUGCCUCUACUGCAUCGACUGGCUAGCGUCGAAAACGUGGUCCAUCCAAUGGCCUGCAGCGCUUGUCGUCGAGGGUCUCUAACCGGAUUCCGUUACCGCUGCACUCCAUGCACCAACUACACUUUAUGCCAGGACUGCUUCUGGCGGGGCAGAGUGUCCAACGCCCACACCAACGAGCACGAGGUCAAGGAGUACGCCGCCUACAAAUCCCCGUCGAAGCAAAUAGGUGCCACGUUACGGAAGUCGUUCCGCUGCGUUCCGGAGCGGGCGCGGCCCCAGUUGCCCCGAUACCCGGAUCAACCAGAACGCACCCUUAACCUCAGUCACAUCGUUCCCCCAUCCCCCGUGCCCGCGCACAACGGCUUCCCCGAGUACUCGUCCAGCCUGGGCCCCGCGCCCCGGCCGGCCGCGACGGGCGCGGGCUACAUAAACACGGGCUCGCUGGACUCGCGCAGCUCGCGCGGCGCGCGGCGAGCACUCGCCCCCGGCUCGCACGCGCCGCACGACGAGCACCACCUCAUCGCGCGGUACGCGGCGCGACUGCACCAAUACACCACCACCAUGCCACGGGCAGGACGGUCGGCAUCUUUGACACCGGAGCUGGGUCGAUCGUCCUCCGAGGGAUCGGAAGUGGACGCGGCGCGGCAACAGCGCGAGCUAAUAUCGCAACUGGAGGCCAAGAACAGGGAAAUCAUGAGAGAGAUAGCACGACUGAGACGUCAGCAAGAAGCUGAGACUUCUUCGGGCGCAAAUACUACUGGAUCAGCCCCUCCUCUAGUAUCAGAGCUUCGAGCUCUCAGACAACGAAAAGAUGAGCUGGAAGGUCACCUGUCCUCACUCCAGGACUCCAGGAAACACCUCAUGCAGCAGCUGGAGGGGCUGAUGAGGAUGCUCAAGACGCAACAGUCCUCUCCGCGGUCGACGCCCAACUCUUCGCCUAGAUCUACCAAAAGUCCGCCUCUGCCGGGAGCACAACCGCAGCCCACUGCACCAGAAAGGGAGCCAAGCAGCAGGGGCACGGUACGCAGUGCCCCGCAGACUCCUUCACUAGGAGAGAGGGAGCGGAUUGAUAUGACGCACAGUCUCGGUGGCAUGGAAAGUAUGAGCAACGAGAACAGAGGAUUCCAUCAAAACCAACGGCCAACCACAAUGGGCAUAGACAACAGAAGCCUCCGCAGUGACCUGCUGUAUGCGGCAGACUCGGUCACCAACGCCAUGUCCACUCUAGUCAGAGAGCUCAACUCGGAGGGUUCGGACACCGAAGAUACUGUUAAACGUGAACCCAGGAAGCAAAGAGGUGAGUCCAAAUAUGCAUAA